UCGUCUUCACCGACUAGUCCAUGGCCCUACCCAUCCCUGGGGACCUCUCUCGCGAUUUCUCGUCCCCAAUUCAAAACCAGUUCAUCGAUUCCAUUUCGGGAUAGAGUGGGCGAGGACUGCGCCAUGGAUCGGAUCGUAGGCGGGAAGUACAAGCUAGGGCGCAAGAUCGGGAGCGGAUCCUUCGGCGAAAUCUUUCUAGCGACGCACGUUGACACGUUCGAGAUCGUCGCGGUUAAGAUCGAGAACAGUAAGACCAAGCACCCACAACUAAUUUAUGAAGCCAAGCUUUAUAAUAUUCUUCAGGGAGGAAGCGGGAUCCCAAAUAUAAAAUGGUAUGGUGUUGAUGGAGAGGAGAAUGCUCUUGUCCUUGAUCUGCUGGGUCCAAGCCUUGAAGAUCUGUUUGUCUAUUGUGGUCACAAGUUCUCGUUAAAGACAGUUCUGAUGCUGGCAGAUCAGAUGAUUACAAGAAUAGAAUAUGUUCACUCAAAAGGUUUUUUACACAGAGACAUCAAACCCGAUAACUUCCUGAUGGGUCUUGGUCGGAAGGCUAAUCAGGUGUACAUCAUCGACUUUGGGCUUGCUAAAAGAUAUAGGGAUUCUACUACCAAUCGUCAUAUUCCAUACAGAGAAAACAAAAACCUGACUGGAACUGCUAGGUAUGCUAGCUGCAACACCCAUCUUGGAAUUGAGCAAAGCCGACGGGAUGAUUUGGAAUCUCUUGGUUAUGUUCUUCUCUACUUUCUCAGAGGGAGUCUUCCAUGGCAAGGUCUAAAGGCUGCCACAAAGAAGCAGAAGUAUGAUAAAAUAUGCGAGAAGAAGCUUUCAACUCCAAUUGAAGUUUUAUGCAAAUCCCACCCAGUGGAAUUUGCUUCUUACUUUCACUAUUGCCAUUCUUUAACGUUUGAACAACGACCCGACUAUGGAUUCUUGAAGCGGCUCUUCCGUGAUUUGUUCACUCGUGAAGGCUAUGAAUUUGAUUAUAUCUUUGACUGGACAAUUUUGAAAUACCAACAAGCCCAAAGGACAAGAUCUCAACCUCGACCAUCUCUGAUCUCAGGUGGAACAACUAGUCAAGCGAUUCCAAUGAACCCUGAUAGACAACAAGUUACCAGUUUCCGCAACAUUCCUCGCGUUGAUGAAGUCACGGAGCACAUUGCACCUAUUAAUGUUGGUCGUCCUAUUGUUCAAAUGCAGUUCAAAUAUCCAGCUGAUAGAGAUAAGUUGAGAGUAGGAACAAGUUCUGAACUACCUCAACUAUCAUCCCCGUCACUUGCUUUCCCUGGUCCUUCAAAGAAACAUGUAAAUUCUAAACAAUCAGGGCCACCACCCGAUGCUUCCCAUGUUGGCUCCUCCAGCAGUUGGUUUCCUACGCUACAGCGUAAUGCUUCGGCAAAAUGACCGGUAAUUCUGUUGUAUGAGUAGCUGCCAUGUAUGUUCAGUCCCAGUUCACUGCAUGGGACUUCUCAGGUUGAGCGUCUGUUCUUUAUGGGCUCUUCAGGUGUAAAUUCAAAGUGGUUGGGUCCAACAACACGAUAACACAGUAGCUGCACUGUUAUUGCUCAGGUCACUUACUCCUGUUAAGGUGACUAUUAAGUGUGUUACAUAAUUAAUGCUUUUCGGUCUAACAUUCUAUUUCCCAUUUAAAUUGGAUAAAAUGAAAUUGUUUUAUUUCAUUAA
Messenger RNA from Zingiber officinale, 1677 nucleotides. RefSeq names its product casein kinase 1-like protein 4. Bases 124 to 1398 code for a protein of 424 amino acids. Gene Ontology annotation, cellular component: nucleus; cytoplasm. NCBI's taxonomy places the organism in Eukaryota, Viridiplantae, Streptophyta, Magnoliopsida, Zingiberales, Zingiberaceae. Gene Ontology annotation, biological process: endocytosis; peptidyl-serine phosphorylation; signal transduction. The transcript is spliced from 14 exons. The record is from RefSeq and is a predicted model, not a curated record. Gene Ontology annotation, molecular function: protein serine/threonine kinase activity; ATP binding.